GCACUCAACUCCUUUCUUACGUCACUGAGACGCAUGCGCUUUGGAAGGAGGGACGUGCCUUCAGGGGAAGGGCAGGAGGCGGGCCUUGGCCGAGAUCUCACGGAGACUGCGCGGACAGGAGCCCCACAGGAACAUGGCGACUUGCGCUGAAAUCCUGCGGAGCGAGUUCCCCGAAAUUGACGGACAGGUCUUCGAUUACGUGACGGGCGUUUUGCACAGCGGCAGCGCGGACUUCGAGUCUGUGGAUGACCUGGUAGAAGCUGUGGGAGAACUGUUGCAGGAAGUGUCCGGAGACAGCAAGGAUGACGAGGGCAUUAGGGCUGUGUGUCAGCGCAUGUACAACACUCUGCGCCUCGCGGAGCCACAGAGCCAAGGAAACAGCCAGGUGUUAUUGGACACUCCUAUCCAGUUGUCAAAGAUAACAGAGAACUACGACUGUGACACCAAACUUCCAGGACUGCUAAAGAGGGAACAGUCCUCGACAGUGAAUGCAAAGAAGCUAGAGAAGGCUGAGGCUCGACUAAAGGCAAAGCAGGAGAAGCGCUCAGAGAAGGACACGCUCAAGACCAGCAACCCUCUAGUUUUAGAAGAGGCAUCAGCCAGCCAGGCAGGCAGCAGAAAAGAGAAUCGGUUGGAAUCAUCUGGCAAGAACAAAUCCUAUGAUGUGCGAAUUGAGAACUUUGAUGUGUCUUUUGGAGAUAGGGUACUGCUGACAGGCGCAGAUGUGAAUCUGGCUUGGGGCCGCCGCUACGGGCUAGUGGGGCGGAACGGUCUAGGGAAGACGACGCUGCUGAAGAUGCUGGCCACCCGAAGCCUGCGGAUUCCAGCCCACAUUUCCCUGCUGCACGUGGAGCAGGAGGUUGCUGGCGAUGACACCCCUGCCCUGCAGAGUGUGCUAGAGAGUGAUACCGUGCGAGAGGACCUCCUUUGCCGGGAGCGGGAGCUUAGUGCCCAGAUUGCCUCUGGCAGGGUGGAAGGCUCUGAAGCUGCACAGCUGGUGGAAAUCUAUGCCAAAUUGGAGGAGAUUGAGGCUGAUAAGGCACCUGCCAGGGCUUCGGUCAUUCUUGCUGGGCUUGGCUUUACGCCUAAGAUGCAGCAGCAGCCUACCCGGGAGUUCUCAGGUGGCUGGAGGAUGAGGUUGGCUCUGGCCCGGGCCCUGUUUGCUAGGCCAGAUCUUCUGCUGUUAGAUGAACCCACAAACAUGCUGGAUGUAAGAGCCAUCCUAUGGCUAGAGAAUUAUCUGCAGACAUGGCCUUCCACAAUCCUAGUCGUCUCCCACGACCGCAAUUUCCUGAAUGCCAUCGCCACAGACAUCAUCCAUCUGCACAGCCAGCGCCUGGAUGGAUACCGAGGGGACUUCGAGACCUUCAUCAAGAGCAAGCAGGAGCGGCUGCUGAACCAGCAGCGUGAAUAUGAGGCACAGCAGCAGUAUCGCCAGCACAUUCAGGUUUUCAUUGACCGGUUUCGCUACAAUGCCAACAGGGCUUCUCAAGUGCAGAGUAAACUUAAGAUGCUAGAGAAGCUACCAGAGCUGAAACCUGUGGACAAGGAGUCAGAGGUGGUGAUGAAGUUCCCUGAUGGGUUUGAGAAGUUCUCACCACCAGUUCUGCAACUAGAUGAAGUGGAUUUCUACUAUGAUCCUAAACAUGUCAUCUUCAGUCGUCUCUCCGUGUCUGCUGAUCUUGAAUCCCGCAUCUGUGUGGUUGGAGAGAAUGGGACUGGGAAGUCUACUAUGCUGAAGCUACUUAUGGGGGACCUGACACCUGUUCGGGGCAUCCGACAUGCUCACAGGAAUCUGAAGAUUGGCUAUUUCAGCCAGCACCAUGUGGAACAGCUAGAUCUGAAUGUCAGUGCUGUGGAACUACUGGCUCGCAAGUUUCCUGGGCGGCCGGAAGAGGAAUAUCGUCACCAGCUGGGCCGGUACGGCAUCUCUGGAGAACUGGCCAUGCGCCCUGUUGCCAGCUUGUCUGGGGGCCAGAAGAGCCGGGUGGCCUUUGCUCAAAUGACCAUGCCCUGUCCCAACUUCUACAUUCUGGAUGAACCCACAAACCACCUAGACAUGGAGACAAUUGAGGCUCUGGGCUGUGCUCUCAACAAUUUUAGGGGUGGUGUGAUUCUAGUCUCCCAUGAUGAGCGCUUCAUCCGGCUGGUGUGCCAAGAACUGUGGGUGUGUGAAGGAGGUGGUGUCACCCGGGUCGAGGGGGGCUUUGACCAGUACCGCGCCUUCCUCCAGGAACAGUUCCGCCGUGAGGGCUUCCUCUAGGGCCACCAGGCUGAAGACCGUGCCCCGGACAUGGACUGUCUCUCAGACCCCUGGGCCACCACAUAGGCAACCAACUUCAGGCCAUGGACUCCCCACAGUUUGGGGACAGCCUUAUUCCCAAAACUCCUUUUGACUGGAGCAUCCUCUGCACAAACCAGGGAGCCACAUCCAAGAGUUUUUGAGGACUGGUCUCCUAGGGGGAAGAUGUGAGGGGUGCCCUCUGGACUUAGAGAUUCCAACUGCCCCAGCUCUGACUGGGCCUUGAGUGGCUGCUGUAUAAAUUAAAUCCCCCCAUGUGUCUC
Molecule: messenger RNA, 2565 nt
Organism: Orycteropus afer afer
Lineage: Eukaryota; Metazoa; Chordata; Mammalia; Tubulidentata; Orycteropodidae
Gene: ABCF3
Product: ATP binding cassette subfamily F member 3
Molecular function (GO): ATP binding; ATP hydrolysis activity
Source: RefSeq, a predicted model, not a curated record